GAGUAUCUGUUUGUUUUUCUUUUUAGGAGCAUCAAGCAGAAGUGAUGUAAGACAGCCAGAUGCGAUCAACUGAGGUGUUGCAAUCAGUAAGACGUGACAUCAGUACUGGAGUAAAAGUUUACUUUUGCUGGGGAAAUCCAUUAAAAAAUUCUGUAUGAACAGGAGAUGGUUAUGCAAGGAACACAGAAAACUGCAUAGUACUUCAGAAGUGCAUGUACGUACCGUGUCUGUGAUCGAAGUGUAAAAUGGAAGAAAGAGGAAACGAUACAGAUAGAUCAAGAGAUGCAUUACCUUUACAUGAUCUAGGAAAUCAAGAUACAGAUGGUUUAAAUAAUAAAGUCAAGUUGGAUGACUACAACACAUACAACGAGUUAAAAGAUCCGUACCAGCAGUUUGCUGCUCGCAGCCAGAUUAUGUCUCCAAACGGGCCUUUAUUACACAGGGGGGCCAAAAGUUAUUCCAAGCGAAUGCGGCGUCGCCUUGUGUACAAGAAUGGAGAGUGCAACAUAUCGCAUACAAACAUUAAGAAACUUAGGAGACGUUACUUGGCAGAUAUUUUUACCACACUGAUUGACAUUAAAUGGAGGUAUAGUUUGAUGAUAUUUGUCUUGGGGUUUGUAUUAUCAUGGUUGGUGUUUGCAAUGGUUUGGUGGUUGAUUGCAUUUUCUCAUGGAGACAUUGAAGCAUACCAGAAAGGUGAUAGCGACUGGAAACCAUGUGUGAAUGAAGUGUAUUCAUUCACAACUGCACUACUAUUCUCAGUAGAGACCCAGCACACCAUUGGCUAUGGUUCUCGCCAUACUACAGCAUCGUGCCCAGAGGCCAUUAUCGUUAUGAUGAUGCAGUCAUGUUUUGGGGUUAUCGUACAAGCCAUGAUGACUGGCAUUGUAUUUGCCAAAUUGGCACGGCCUAAGAAACGAGCGGAAACACUCAUGUUUAGCAAAAAUGCUGUUAUAUGCAAACGUGAUGGGCAGUUGUGCCUUCUGUUUCGUGUAGGGGACAUGAGAAAAUCGCACAUCGUUGAAGCUCAUGUGCGUGCAGCCAUGAUAAAAAAGAAACUAUCCAAGGAGGGCGAAGUAAUGCCUCUGCAUCAGUUUGACAUAAACCUUGGUUUUGAUGCAGGUUUGGAUAGAUUAUUCCUGGUCUGGCCUCUCAUAGUCACCCAUGUCAUAGAUGAAAACAGCCCCUUUUGGAAAAUAUCUGCAGAAGACUUAUACAGAGACAACUUUGAACUUAUUGUCAUUCUAGAGGGUAUAGUGGAGUCCACAGGAAUGACAACACAAGCCAGGAGUUCAUACCUGCCAGGAGAAAUCCUAUGGGGCCAUCGCUUUGAACGCCUGGUGACAUUCCAGAAGGAGAAUGGCGAGUACCAGGUGGACUACUCACGCUUCCAUAACACUGUUCCAGUGGAUACUCCCACCUGUUCAGCUAAAGAGCUAGCAGAAAUGGGUGAUGAGGAUGAAGAAGACACGGGUUAUAAUGGCUAUAUGGAUGGAGAUGACAGCUCUUCUACCAGUGAAGCCACUAUAAGUUCCAGAACCAGCCAUACACCUUUACCAAGUCCGUAUAUUCUUAAGAAAAAUGGUUGUGUGCAAACCACUGAUCAUGACUUUGCUGAUGACUUGGAGCCUAUAGCCAGGAUGGGUUCUAUAAGAAGCUCUGGAGGCAAUGAUGAACCAGCUUUUUAUUGAACAGCAAUAGGUAUUUUACCAUAGUUGUUUAUUUGAGGCACAACAGUUGAGACUGCCAUUUUAGGACACAUCACGUAAACAGUUUGACAGGACAGGAGGGAGUAAGGUGUAUCCCAGUAAACAUUGCAAGCUGUACCAUAGUAAGACGGGAGCUUGAUUUGAACUUGAGGCCACAGAGGUCAAGACCCACUGGCAGCCAGCCCUCUGCAUAGUGUCAUUGGUACAUUCUUGAUAGUGUCCAUGAACAAGAUUCUUCCUACUGGCCACCUUUCUCCUUAAAGGUGCAUUUCAGGUAACCAACUGUUUGGUGUUCAGGAGUACACUGCAAUAGGAAGUUCAACUGAAACCCCUGCUAGGUUUGUGUCUCUUAACAGAUUUACUGACCAUAUUACUUGCAUAGGCUUCUUUAUGAAACUAUUCAUAAAGAACUGUUAUUUAUAGAACUUGUUGUUUCAGAUCCACACCAUUUUUAAACAGAGAGCAGUGCAUUGAUUGUUUGUCAGUCAGUAGUGAUUCACAGAACAUUAAUAGCAAUUGAUUUACAGUUGUGUAACUGAAGUGGUCUGAUGACCUUUUAUAAAUUGAUUUACAUUAACAGCAUCAUGAUAUUAAAUUUUUGCUCACACCUACUUGUUUUGGUUUACAGUAAACUAGAUUCUGUGCAUCUAAUAAAAGAUCAAUAGUUCCAAGGGUACCGUCAGAUACUGAAAUAAAUAUGUUGAUUUGUAAACUGGUAUUACUCAUAGGAUAAGACAAAAUGUGGUCAGAGAGAUGUAUAUGCCAGGGAAUAAAAAUGCUGAGAAGUGAAUUCAUUAUGAAAAGAUACACUGCAAAAUUAUGGGCACAUAUCUUCUUUUUGUUGUAUUUUUGAGAUCAAAGUAAAAUUCAGAUUUGCUGGGCUAUUAAAGUAACAGGUUUGCACAUAACAUGAAAUAACAACAUUUAUUGUGUGAUUAAAAGUGUGGUAAUAUUCUUAAUUUUAUAAAUAUUCUGGUAAUCAUAUGUAUUAGAUGUGAUGUGGUAUAUAUUGUUUUAAAGGUAAAGAAUUAUCUUUAAUUGUAUAUUUUAGUGCUUUACUGCAUAUUGCACAGCGUAUAUGGUAAUGGGAAAUUGUGACACUUAGCAUUUGCCACAGUAUCAGAUAAACAAAAUUCCAGUGAAUGCUGAUAUUUAAAGCACUGGAUUGUAAAUUUUGCAGUGAACAACUUUACUCUAAUUUGCUCUGAAUGGAUUUUUUCAGUGCCUUGAAUUGUAUGUGCCUAAAAUGAAAAGAAGCCCAAAUGUGUGUGUAAGUUUAUUCAGUGCAUGUGAAAUGUUUAACACUGUUUUUGUGUUAUUUACAUGUUAGCAUAAUUUUGGGAUUCAAUUUUGAAAGGCAGGGAACAUGAUGAGAAUUUACCUCUUCCAAAAUCCUGUAAUUAAUCGUAAAUACUAAUGAUGAAUAGAUGUGCUUAUAGGACUGUUUGUUGAAAUUGUGUUUUGUGAUUUUAUAGUAAUUUUAAAGUGAGUUUCUCUGUCAUAAGUAUCUCUUAGUAGGAUGAUUAAGAAUCAACAUACUAUAGAUGUAAAACUUAAAGUCAAAUAAAUGCUAAAUAGGAUUAGUAUAACAAUCAUGCAUGAGCACUGUAAGCUAACAUUGUGAAGAUACAUAUAAGUCAACUAAUGUAAAAACAGCAUAUACAUUGUAAAAAAUAUAUUGUAUAAUAUAGGGAUUUUUUAUUAUGAUCAUAGGUAGUCAUUAUUAGCUUUAUACACAUCCUUUUAUAAUACAACAGAUUUAAACUCACAAAUAAAUAAAUAAUGGUGCUGCCA
Messenger RNA from Lingula anatina, 3503 nucleotides. RefSeq names its product G protein-activated inward rectifier potassium channel 3-like. Lineage: Eukaryota; Metazoa; Brachiopoda; Lingulata; Lingulida; Lingulidae. Gene Ontology annotation, biological process: potassium ion import across plasma membrane; regulation of monoatomic ion transmembrane transport. Gene Ontology annotation, cellular component: plasma membrane. The record is from RefSeq and is a predicted model, not a curated record. Gene Ontology annotation, molecular function: inward rectifier potassium channel activity.